AAUUUAUAGUAGUUUAAAAGUAUAUUUUAGUGAACAAAUGUGGUAGUUGCUUCUUAAGCGCGUUACUCGUAGAGUAGAAGGGCAUAUUGUAUUCGAUGAAAAGUAUGUAAAAGGUAAAAGGAAGCGUUUCCGACCCAUAGAGUAUAUGUAUUCUUGAUCAGGAUCAAUAGCCGAGACGAAGGAGGUCGUCUGUCCGUAUGAGCGUGAAAAUCUCGAAAACUUUAACUAUUAGAAGUUAUUUAGUUAGAAAGCUCUCUGCCUCCACUCUGCCGCUGCUCGGCCGCUGCUUUGCCAGCAAAACAUUAUCCCAUGCUUAUUAGAUAGGGCUGUGGUGAUCGCUGAUGUAGAGAAAGAAGCUUGAGCUCAGUGUUGGCAAUGCAAUUCGACAGAAGGCGCCACAUAGACCGGUAUAUUUUUUGUUAAUGAAUGUUAAUGAAUAUUUAGUUUGAAGUUUGUUAGCUAAGUAACGGGUUUCCUAUACUCGGGGAACUCGACGAUAAUUUUUCGUUUUGUUUGUUAUUGAUCCAAGUGGUAUUCAAAUUUUAAAACAAUUUUAUACUGGACUAUCAUGGUAUGUUGUGACCAAUCUAUCUUCUGUCAUUAUAAGUUAUCUAAAAUACAUUUCAAUAUAAACUACAUACAGAUUUUUACAUUUUGUAGCAUUGAAAACAAAACGAAAUUUAGGAACUUAAUGGUCAGGUUGUCGUAGCGCCUGGGUGCCUGACUUUUUACCACCAAUUUCAAUUAUAACAACGAGCGUAAACCUUGAACCUCCUAACUAUGACACAUUUGGCAAGGAUAACCAAAACCAAACCGACCCAAAAUGUGCAAGAUGUGUUUGUACAGAAAAGUGAGAUGAUCUCCAUAAGAAACCUGCUCGUGUUCUUUAAUAAAACACUAGAUUGCGAAUUGCUGAGCAUGGACGACCUAAAAACAGGGGCAGUAUACUGCCAGGUCAUGCAUAGGCUCUUUCCAAAGUCAAUUCUUAUCGAAAAAGUCAAGUUUUAUACGCACAGCAAAGUCGAGUUCAAAACAAAUUUUCGGCUGUUGCAAAACAGCUUUGAAAAGCUAAAAGUAACGCGGUAUCUUCCGGUGGAAGAAUUAAUUUUGGGGCACAGUCACUAUGACCUUUGCAACUGGAUGUACAAAUUCUUUCAAACCAACGAUAAUGGGCGCGAAUACGAUGCCAAAAAAGUUAGGAAAAACUCGGCCAUCGGCCUCAGCAGAGGUCCCAAGUUCGUUGGUAUGACACGCAAUGCCAAUGCCAUGCAAAAGUGUCAGUCGAUGAACUUUAAUCAUAUUAAAGAUCCGAACAAGUACGAAAGAAGAAGUUGCUUGGGUAGUAUAAGCUGUGAUCGUAUCAAUUUCAAAAAGACUUUGCCGGACAAGCAAAUUAUAAAGCAGAAGUCCAAGCCGCCGCCAAAGAAAAGCUCAGUUUUUUUGGAAUUUCACCCAGAGAGCAAGUACGUGCCCCUACCUUCGGAAAGCGAAGAUGAGCUGAAUUUGGGAGGUCAGCAAUCUUUUCGGCAAAACAAGAUUUUGGACAAACUCAGUUCUGAGGAAAAGGUUUUGACACGGGCAUUUUUCACAAUCGAGAUGACAAACAAGAAUGGUCGAGACUCCACAAGUUUUAAGUCUUUGAAAGCUCUGAGCAACAAGUGCAAACAGUACAUAAUUGAUCUUCAUACCAAGGUUCUUAUUAUCGAUGAUUUAAAAUGCAAGAUACGUAGUUUGGCCAAAACGAUAAAAGAGCUUACUGAAAAGUUUAAGAACAUGGAACAAGUGUUAAUCAAAUACGGUGACAAUCCGACGUGUGCUGUUCAGAAAAUUAAGAACAUCCUCUUCAUGAAUCCCCAAAUGGCGGCAGUACCUCUGAGAAGACCACAUAGAAGAGGGGAUUUUAAAGAAUCAUCCCAUUCUGAGGAAAAGGCUUUCACAAUAGAAUUUUCAAACAAUCCGAAGAGUCUUCGGUCUCUGAGCAACAAGUGCGAUCACUACAUAAGUGAUCAUCAGACCAAGGUUCUUAUUAUCAAUGAUUUAAAAUGCAAGAUACGUCGCUUGGACACAAAGCUAAGAGAGCUCACCGAAAAAUGGAAUAAUAUGGAACACAUAUUUAUCAAAUACAGUAACAAUCCAACGUGUGCUGUAAAGAAUAUGAAAAACAUCCUUUUUAUUGAUCCCCAAGUGGCGGCAGUACCUCCGCGUGGACCCCAUGAAAAAGGGGAAACUAACCAUGAUGCAGCAUCCCAUUUCAAGGUUCAGCUAAUCAGGGAAGGUAGUUUUAUAAAACACCAAACGAUGCCUCCACGUCGUAGCAAAGAAACGAAGACGUGCAUCGAAUUUGUAUCCAAAAAGUCUUAUGACAGAGAUCCAAAAUCCCCAGAUUCUGUAGACUCUUUCAACGAUGAUCCAAGGCACAAUCAUAUGAACCGUUUGAGCAACGAUACGACGAUACUCAAUUGCCAAGGGCAUUGUCAUUCCAGGCUUAGGCACUAUUCGAAGAAUUAUGCCAGACAUGCAUUGGACUCAUUGGUCGAAGAUGAACAUCAUACCAGGCGCUCUAGAUCUCCAGUCGGCAUGUAUUGCUGCCAUAUUGGGGAUUGGACGGACAUGCCCGCAGGUCACCAGGAUAGACGAUGUUCCGAGGAAAGGGAUUUAUGCAUUGCAAAAAUUGUAAACAUAAAAAGUCCAACUCGGAUUCCUAAGAUGGUAAAGUCACAUGGUUGUAAUAUUGAUAUUGAAUAAGAAGCAAUAAAACCAUUUAAAUGUUUUUCAAUAGAAAGCCACAAGUUGAUCUUUCUGAAAUAUUUUAUAGUUAUUUUAAAGUUCCUUAAACUUGGACUUCAAGAAGGAUGUUUAUAAACAACAAACUGCGUAAAACAAAGCAGUUGUUCUAAAUUUCUGUUACGAAUUAUCAAAUUAAAUUAACAUUUCUGCCUUUAUUAAAAAUUUAAGUA
Molecule: messenger RNA, 2957 nt
Organism: Drosophila elegans
Lineage: Eukaryota; Metazoa; Arthropoda; Insecta; Diptera; Drosophilidae
Gene: Mst27D
Exons: 2
Coding region: 781-2745 (654 amino acids)
Biological process (GO): spindle assembly; regulation of microtubule polymerization or depolymerization; protein localization to microtubule plus-end
Cellular component (GO): microtubule plus-end; cytoplasmic microtubule; microtubule organizing center
Molecular function (GO): microtubule plus-end binding
Source: RefSeq, a predicted model, not a curated record